CACAAUUUUGUCUUCAACUUUCAAGCGAUUAAGGCAAUAUUUCAAAUCUCAAAUUCAAUUCACACGACUACCGCGAGAGUAAGCAUGAAGAAAGAAAGAGAAAAUCCCGAAAAUCUCUCCCUGCGAAUACGAAAAUGUACGAGAAGAUUUAGAACUUCCGCAGAAAAGGGAAAUUUUUGAUUUUGAGAGACGAAAAAGAGAAAUUAGGGCGGACAAAAUCACCCCCCACCAGGAAAAAUCCAGUGGGAAAAAGCGCACACGCACAGCAAAAGCGAACGAAUGGUAUCUUCUUCUACCGACCCUGAUCUUACUUUUUCUCGACGGCAUCUCCAAUCCAUUUGGCUGAGUAGACAUUCGAAGAGAUCAGCGGAUCGAAGAAUCAGAAUACCCAAUUUGAUUUUCUCACUUAUGGAGAAGAAGAAGAAGCAAAGGGGUGAAACCAGAGUGUAGGGAAGUAGAAGGGCAGAAAAUGGGCAUUCUGUAUGAGGAUUCUGUGGUUAUUACUCCCGGAGAAAAGCCAGGGGAUCCUCAUGUUAUCACUGUAAAUUGCCCCGAUAAGACUGGUUUGGGAUGCGAUUUGUGCAGGAUCAUUUUGCUUUUUGGGUUAAGCAUUUCAAGAGGAGAUGUAUCGACGGAUGGGAAGUGGUGCUAUUUAGUUUUCUGGGUGGUGGGGAAGCCAACUACUAGAUGGCCUCUGUUGAAGAAGAGGCUGUUGGAAGUCUGCCCUUCCCAUUUUUCCACUACGGGAAUACGUUUUUACCAGCAAGAAAAGGAGAUACAGAAAAUUCCAGAUGUUUUCCUGUUAAAAUUUUGGUGUUCUUCUCAUCCUAAAGGCCUAUUACAUGACGUGACCGAGGUCCUUUGUGAGCUAGAACUAACGAUAAAAAGGGUCAAGGUUUCCACUGCUCCGGAUGGAAAAAUGAUGGACCUCUUCUUUAUUACCGAUACAAGAGAACUUCUUCACACGAGAAAGAGACAGGAGGAGACUGUCCACCAUUUGAAAACCAUCUUGGCAGAUGUCCUAAUGAGUUGCGAGAUCGAGUUGGCUGGCGUGGAAUUUACUGCAUGUUUGCAAGGUUCACCGUAUCUACCUUCCUCCAUUGCCGAAGAAUUGUUCAGUUUGGAGCUGCCACAUGAACCGCCCAACAGAUCUCUUCCCUCAAACUCAGUCGUUGUUGAAAUGGACAACACGAUCAGUCGUUCUCACACGAUUGUUCAACUUCUUUGUUUGGACCACAAAGGUCUUGUCUAUGAUAUCAUGAGAACUUUGAAGGACUACAACGUUCAGGUUUCUUAUGGACGGUUCUAUACCAAUUCAAAAGGGAAAUGUGAUGUUGAAUUAUUCACAUUGCAAUCAGAUGGCAGUAAGAUAGUCGACCCAAACAAGCAAAACGCUUUAUGUUCCCGUCUAAGAAUGGAGCUCACCCGCCCUCUUCGAGUCGCCGUGGUAAGCAGGGGUCCCGACACCGAGCUUCUCGUAGCCAACCCUGUAGAGUUAUCUGGCCGUGGCCGUCCCCUCGUCUUCCACGACAUUACUCUGGCACUCAAACAACUCAACACGAACAUAUUUUCGGUGGAGAUAGGGAGGCACAUGAUCCGCGGGCGGGAAUGGGAAGUUUAUAGAAUCUUGCUAGACGAAGGCGACAUCGGUUCGGUGCAAGAGAACGAGAUUGAAAAGGGCGUCAGAAAUAUACUGAUGGGAUGGUAAAACUUAACGAAAGAGUUUGAUACAUAGGUUGAUUUUACAGAAAUAGGUGUGUUUGAAACUGUACAGUCUGGUAGAAUAGAAAAGGAAACUAAGGCAGAGGGUGUAAAUGAGAGCUCCAUCAUGGAAAAGGAUACAACUUUGUUGAUAUUAUUAGUAACAUUUAAGAUUGGCAGUUCAAGUUCUAAUCAAUAGGUUUAUUCACAAAUUUCAA
Molecule: messenger RNA, 1919 nt
Organism: Momordica charantia (bitter melon)
Lineage: Eukaryota; Viridiplantae; Streptophyta; Magnoliopsida; Cucurbitales; Cucurbitaceae
Product: ACT domain-containing protein ACR10
Source: RefSeq, a predicted model, not a curated record